CUUUCUCCUUUCCCAAACAAGGAUUCCUCCAUCGCGCGGAGGAAAGAAAAAACUACUCUGCAACACACGAUCAAAGAGUGACAAAGAGCAAAAAAGAUAAAAAAGAAACAAAAGAGAAAGUCCGCCCAACCAAAAAGAGCAAAAAGAAAAAACCGCUUCCCUAUCCUUUUUCCUUGUUACUGCUGAUGCUUCUUGUUUGGCGUUCUUCUUCCUUCUUUGUUGCGACUUUGUAUUAAAAAAAACAAAAAGGCCAACCAGCAGAUCAAGGUUUCUCACCACCAGGUUUUUCUUUUCUUUUUUUCCUUUUCUCUGGAAUUCGUACUUUAGUUCAUGUCAUCAUCAACUAUUACCGAUCCAUACAUUACCGAGACGUGGAUACACAUGCAACAUCAAGCACAUGGAUCACAACAGGCACGAAAAACCCACGACCUUGCCGACAAAUUUAACGCGGCCAGAAGAUCGAGUCGUCCUUCCAUCGAUACCGGCCGAUUCGCGAGAUCCACCGCUAGUAGUCGAUCGCGCUCAGGAAAGACUACCAAUCCGACCGCCACAGAAGACGAAGUAGGGAUGACCCGGGAUGGAAUCUUUGAAGCGUUUGCACAAGUCGAAAAGAAUCUCAGUAGUAACAGCACGAAGGAGGGUGCCGACGUUGUCAAAAAAUCCGCACCCGCAUCACGGAAAAUGUCGCUAGCCGAAAAUGACGCUCCUCCCAAACACGCUCCUACCAUUACCAUGCGGCGAAAAAGUCUAGGCACCAAUGCGUACGAUGCUGCCGCGAAAUCACAACCGUCCCAACGAAGAUCGCGUGCUGCCGUGGCCGACGGUCCCGAAUCGUCAUCGCCAAGAACCAUCACGGCUACCACUCGAGCGAGAGCAAAUACAUUAGCAUCCAUUCAGUUACGCCGCGGUAGUUUCACUACGGCGCAGACGGUUGCGGAUUCUCCUUCGGCUUCGCCACGCGUACGUGCCCUGAAAACCAAACCACCCAACGACGACAACUUGACGGGUCGAGCCGCUACACUUAAAGCAUCUUUAGCACGACGACGAGUGUCUUCGGGAGCCGUACUUGUAUCUGAGCAAUCCUCCAACCCGUCAUCGACGAUGCCAUCUGAACCUCUCCACUCGGGGAAGGAACCUUGCACCGACGCUACGGUUACUACCCAGCACCAGGACGAUGAUCUUGCCUGUGAGACGUCGGAUAAAGAUACCCGUGCCCGGCAAGGCUCCAUUGUCACCCAUACCAAAUCGAAUGUGCCACCAUCGAUCGUGUAUCCGCCAUCAGCAAAUGACGCGUCGUCACCAAGGCUUGCCGCCAAAUCCGCUCAUUCGUCUGUGAAAUCGACAUCUCGUGUGGAACCACCGGAAGGAGAGGGAGGAAGUGGAGGUGGAGGGUUUAUACGUCUUGCGGAUGCAUUACGUGAUUCUCUGGCUGUGGAACGCAAAUUAGCGAAAAAAGAGCUCGGUCUGUAUCCCGAGAAAACCUCAAAUGUCUCGCCACGCAUCAAACCCACCCUACUAAGCUCACCACCAUCCCCACCGGUUGCCACGGAGCAUUCUUCCAUCAAACCGCCACCGUCCUCAGUACGCUCCGCCAAAAUGACCGCCAUUCUCGACUCGCCACGACGAAAAUCGCUUCAUCAGAAUGGCUCAUCCGCGGAAUCGCCCAAACGGUCAUCCGUGGUUGAAGACACUCCACGUACGUUAAAACCUAAACCUACCGACACGAAAGCCGCUGUUCCUCGUACCCCUCGUCGGCGCACCUUGUCCAGUGGGGCUACACUCAAACCAGCCAUCGAGACCGUUCGAACGGAGCGACGAAAAUCGGCAGUAGUGGGUGCCCUUGCGAUUACACCCACCAAGCCAAGCUACAUGCGAUCCACCAUUGGCGAACAACGUCGUCAUUCCAAUCUGUGCUCACCGCCUUCCCCAUUGCGACAAACCGGUUCUCCCAAAUGGAGACACAGUCGUGACGAACCUACGGUGAGCAGCCCACUGGCCGCGGAACGUGACCGUGAAGAGAUACGGUCGCCUGGCAACAGCAAACGCCGCUCGGUUCUAUCCAACCACGGAAAAAGCAAAACCAACGCAUUGAGCCGAGCCAGCAGCUCCAGCAGUUCGACCUAUGGCGGUUUGGGAUCUAGCGAAGAAGACGCCAAACAAACUCAACAGCGACGACGACGUACCGUUAGUAAACCUUGUUUGGCCGAUUUCGGUCACAGUCCCAGCAAAACGCCCAAUGCAGAUUCCUCCGUUGCGCCCACUCGUUCAAGGAAAAAGUCCGUCACCAUGGUCGACGAGGAUGGCGGCUUCUAUAAUCUUGCGGGUCGCCGCAUGUCGCGUACCGAAUCCUUGAAAGAAGGCGUUCCCACUGCACCUUCUGUCAACGCCGCCAUUCUUGUCCGAAAAAAGAGUCUAGGUGGAGGCGAUCCAAUGAAUAUCAAACGCAUGUCAAAACCCAAACCCGUGGGAUCCGACGAAGCACAGACCAAGAAAUCCGUCACUGUACGAAAGCGAGGCAAGACGUUGCCUGGCAAUCUUGCCAAGCCGCCAGUGGUGAAAUCAUUGCAUCUGCCACCGAUGAAGGUUGAACCAAUUCGAUUGACGCUUCCAAAAUCAUCGACGGGUAAAGGUGUACCGAAAUCCCCCUCCACACGAUCCAUGGCAGUGGCACCAGCAGUGAAGAAGAAGUUCCUUUGACAAAGGCCAAACCGUCCACUACCAGAAACCAUCUGGCCAUUCCUACUGAACGCAGAGCGUCACUGAAAACUCCUCGCAUUACCCCGGCUUCCCCCAAGUGUGGGCCAAUCGCCCCCACUACCCUGUCGCCGCGGGCCGG
This is a messenger RNA of Radiomyces spectabilis, 2836 nucleotides long. RefSeq lists its product as uncharacterized. The transcript is spliced from 3 exons. The record is from RefSeq and is a predicted model, not a curated record. Lineage: Eukaryota; Fungi; Mucoromycota; Mucoromycetes; Mucorales; Radiomycetaceae. The coding region runs from base 331 to 2697 and encodes 788 amino acids.